ACUGUUGACAGGAGAAAAACAUUUUUGGCUACAUUUUCAGUAUUUGCUAAGUAAACACGUAAUUAUCGGAUGCGAAUAGGAAUAUUGCCUUACAUUUUGAGCUAGAUACAAGGUGAUCUGUAAUGUACGUGAACUGCAUUCUAAUGUCUCAGCCCAUGCUGGCAAAACCGUCCUUGGAAUGGUAACCUGAGAAGUCGUACAAAUACAAUCUGAGCUGUCAAUUGAUUUUCUGGGCUGAAAGUCAACGCAGAGCUGUGGUCAUACGGACCCACAAAAAAGUUCUUCCAAAUAAGCGAAAAAGCUGGACAGAAAGCUGCUGGACCCAGAUAUUGGAAAUUUGUGCUAUAAAUAGCAGGAGCUGACUGGUUUCACAGGGAGGACUUUAUCUAACACUAGACUUGUUUAUAUAAUCACAUCUCCAGCAGACUUGGAAAAACAGAACAGGACAAUGAAUUAGGUUUGCGUCUAUAUUUGGAAGAAAAUCACUACUCCCUGGAGCCUGAUGGACAAGUUUAAUAACUGAGGCUGCUAUGUAGUGGGAGGUUUUCGUGUAUGUCCAUGGUGAGACAAAUAUACAGCAUCCAAACUUUACUUCAUUGAUGGAUACAUUAGAAAAGGAGACUUGAUCUUUCUACAAUGUCAUCCAAUAAUUACUACGGGAUGCCCAGGAAACUGGACUACAAGGGCAGUGUAGACUCGGGCUUCCAGGAACCCAUAGAUCUAGUUUCUUCUCCAUUGACGUCCCCUGUGCUGGAACGGCGCGGGAAGAUGGGGGAUGCUAUGUACGGGGAGGCAAACCUGCAGCCUGGCUUCCAGCAGCAGAUCAUGUCCCUUAAACAGCAACAGCAGCUACAGCAGCAGAUGCUGGUACAGCAGUUCCAGGAACGACAGCAGCAGAUGAUGCAGAAUCAUGAACGUGAGCUGCACGAGUACCAGCAGUUUCAACAAGAUCAGCUAGCGAAAGAGCAUGAGAGGCAGAUGCAAGAACACUUUAAGCAACUGGUGAUGCUGCAGAAACAGCAGGAGUACCUAGCAGAGCAGCAGAAGUUGGAAGAGAGACAGCGGAUGGAGAAGGAGCUGCAGGAGAAGACCCGCCUCUCACAGAUCAAGAACAAGGGCAAGGAUGAGGAAAGUGCUGUUGCAUCUACGGAGGUGAAACUUCGGCUACAGGAGUUUGUUCUGACAAAGAAACAGCGCGAGGCCGUGACCCACAACAGCCCCCCACAGUUUCGACACUGGCCUCUGGAGCAGGGUUCCCCUCCCACUGGAUUGUCCCCCCCUUAUAGCCGCACCCUCCUUGGCAAAUAUGAUGACGACUUUCCGCUCAGGAAGACAGCGUCUGAACCAAACUUAAAGGUUCGCUCUGCUUUGAAACAGAAGAUAACGGAGCGUUCCCGCAUCACACAAAGUCCCAUUCUUCCAAGGAGAUUUGAAAAGGGAUAUUUUAAGCGAAAAGGCCCCCUCUCAAUUGACUGUGGCAGCAACUCAGACUCUGGGCCCAAUUCCCCACCCAGUGGUGUCCACCCUGCCCUCUCUAAUGGAACCAGUCUCAAAGAACAGGAGACCCACAUUCACCCGUUGUUACUGUACAACAUGGGCUACUCGAAUCCUGACCUGUACACCUCACCAUCCAUGCCCAACAUCUCUAUGGGACGCCCACCCAGCGCCGGAGGGACAAGUAACCACCCUAACUACACAGAGGCAGAUCUGCGGGCAAUGUCUGCCGCCAGACUCGGGCUCCCUCUCACCCAUGGGCUCCCAGCAGCUGGCCCUGGGAUACCUGGAUACCCACACCCAUAUGUGAUGGACGGAGAGUACCCUUCACCAUCAGAGUCAACAGGGCGGUCGAGCAACUACAUGUUGAAGGCGAUCGAGGAGACCGGGCGGGCGACUGGGACCAAACCCUCCCCCCUGGCCGGACCCUACCCAACCCCCACCAACCCCCACUCAUCUUCUGACACUCACCAAGCCAGAAUACACAAGCACCGGCCGUUACGGCACACCCAGUCAGCACCCCUUCCUUUCAUCCCCCAGACCCUGCUGAUGCAGAGGGGUGCUGUUACUGGGCCCGGGCUUGAACAUGACCCAGAGCAGAUCCUGAAGGACAAGUUUUUGGUGAAGCAGCACAUCCGUCAGACCGUGCUCCAGCGCACCAGCAGCAAGACUCAUAUGGAAAAUGUGGACGAGGAAACAGAGGCCAAACUAGCACAGGAGAUGAAGGAGUCUCGUGAGGCAGAUGAUAGUGAGGUUGUCGUUGUAAAGGAGACAAAGAUGGAUGAGGGUGAUGCUGAGGUGAGAAAGAAGCUACAGCGGCGGGAGAGCGAGCACCUGCUUGCCGUGACCAAGCCCCACAGAAAGCACCAUAAGCCUCUGACACGGACCCAGUCCAGCCCCCUCGUCACCUUCUCCAUGCCUCCGCCUGCACAGGAUAUGGGGCCUGUAAAAUACACGUUCACUACAGCAAUUGCGUACGACCAGUCGAUGCAAAAACACCAGUGUACAUGUGGUCAGGACAACGUACAUCCUGAACACGCGGGUAGAAUCCAUGCCAUCUGGUCUCGACUCAAGGAGAAAAACUUGAUCUCAAAAUGUCAGGAACUUCGAUGUCGCAAGGCGUCAUUGGAAGAAAUUCAGUCAUGUCAUUCAGAAGUUUACACAUUAUUUUUCGCUACAAAUCAUCUUGGGAGACCACGGCUAGAUCCUAAAAUAUUUGAGUCAUUACCGAUGCGGUUCUGUGCGUUGCCUUGUGGUGGUGUUGGGGUGGACUCAGACACUGUAUGGAACGACUUCUACACAUCUAAUGCUGCCAGAAUGGCUGCUGGGUGUGUGACAGAGAUGGCGUGUCGGGUGGCAGCGGGAGAACUUAAGAAUGGUUUCGCCCUCGUGCGACCCCCGGGACACCACGCAGAACCAGAACAGGCCAUGGGAUUCUGUUAUUUCAACUCUGUCGCCAUAGCAGCUAAGCAAGUGAAGGCAAAGUUGAAUAAGAAAAAAGUUCUUAUAGUGGACUGGGAUGUCCAUCAUGGUAACGGUACGCAGCUCAUGACAUACAAUGACAAAGAAAUCCUGUACAUCUCCAUACAUCGCCAUGACGAGGGCAACUUUUUCCCAGGGACGGGGGCCCCGGAGGAGUGUGGGGUUGGGGACGCAGUAGGCUUCAACAUCAACAUUGCCUUCGGGGGCGGCCUUGAACCAGCCAAGGGAGAUGCAGAGUACCUGGCAGCCUUCAGGACGCUCAUCAUGCCCAUUGCCCAGAAGUUUGAACCCGAGAUGGUGCUGGUGUCUGCAGGGUUUGAUGCUGCCUCGGGUCACCCAGCACCCCUGGGGGGAUAUGUCGUCUCUCCAGAAUGCUUUGGUCACAUGACUCGGGAGUUGAUGACCCUUGCAGGGGGUAAGGUUGUGCUGGCGCUUGAGGGCGGCUACCACAUGUCGGCCAUCUGUGAUGCCGCUGAGAUGUGCAUGCGCGCGCUGCUGGGCCAGGAGAUACCGCCAAUACGGGAGUCAGAACUCUGCAAGGCACCCUGUAAAUCCGCAGUAGAAACAUUGGAAAACACCAUCAAGAUACAGAGUGGUCACUGGGGAUGUAUUGAGCGCUACACAGGGACGUGCCAGUACUCGCUGGUGGAUGCAAGGCAGCGGGAGACAGAGGAGAGCGACACGGUCACCGCCCUCGCUUCCCUCUCCAUGGUUCCACAGGCCAGGGCUGAAUCCCUGGAGCAGGAGUCAGAGCCAAUGGAUGAAGAGUCCUAGAAGUGAGCAGCCAAUCAGAUGGCAGAAAUCUUGUAGCCUGGCAACCAACCUUCCCAGUGCACCGAUCUUAGCACCCUAUGUCUGUCAUGUGACCAGUGCUGUCUGACCUAGUUCCAUAAAUAGCAACACCUAAUAUAGAUGUAGGCAACUGUAGAAUAAGUGAGGCAUGCCAAAAGUUAUGUGCUAUAAAUAGAAACAUACUGAGUAUAAGUGUGCUAAAAAAGAUAGAUUUAGAAUGUGACCAGAUUUAGAAUUUGACCAGAUUUAGAAUGUGACCUACAGAAGGGCAUUGAUGAUAUAUGGCGAGAUUUGACAAAAGUGUGACUUGUUGUUGAAACAAUUUGAAAAUUGUGAUAUAUGUUAAAUCUAUUGUGUUUUUGAUAGUUAUACUGUUAAGUUUACUUGUACUUCUGAUGUUGGACAUUGUUGUGAAACAGGUUCACGAAUGACAGCUGUGAAUAUCAGCAUGUUUACAACAAACUGUGUUCAGGGUUUAAAGUGGGGACCGGUGGAGGAGUGUAAGAUAUUGUACAUACCGAUCUGAAUGACCCUGGCUAUUACACAAUGGCAUUUUAUGAUCUCCGUUAACACAGACAGACAGACACACUUGUCCAGCCCACUGUAGCCAUGGUGGGGAUGUUGGAAGGAGGAUAGAGGGACUGUAGGCAGGGCAGAGUAUAUGGAUCUCCGUGUGUUGAUCACGAGUGACGUGAGUGGUCUCGCUGGAGGAACCAAGGAGUGGGGGUGGGGACAUUCAGCACACUUGAUGAUAGUUGUACCUAUAGUACAAAUACUGAACAUUGUCACGUGUUGUUUAGUUCUGAAAGCUGACAAGUGAUCUUACCAUGUAAAUGACUUAUUUUGAUAAAUUCGUUCAUUGAAUUUUGAAUCCGGUAAACAUUUGCAUUGAUGGAGUAGUUCUUGUAAAUAUUCAUAUUUUUGGGACACCAGCAAUGUCUCAAUUCAUAGCUUAGUGAAGACAUUAUUCAUUAUAAUUAUAAAGUUGUAUAUUUAGUGUUAAAAUUUUGCUUUUAACUAGUCAAAUGAUGUAAAAUGAUGUUUUGUUUCUUGUUUAGCGUGUGUUUUAACAAGUUAGAUAUUGUGAUAGAGUGAGGACUACACCAUACAUUAUCUAUUGGUCUACCCACAUCAGCAUGUUUGAAUUCAUCAGUCUUCAUUGUCAUGAACCAUUGUGCUCAUCAAUGUCAACGUUUCAAAGUGUUCACUCUUGAAUCUGAUAUUUAUUGAAAACUAAAGAUCACAUGAAGUUGUUGGCUGUAAAGCAGUUGUCUGGACUUCUAUUUUAUGAAUUUUAUGGGGCUAGAUAUUGAAAAAGCAAUUUAGAACGAAAUGCUUGUUAGAAUGUUAACAUUGAAAGUUCAAAUAAGAGCCCUUUUGCUAAUAUUUAGUUAAAAAUGCUCUAUUAUAUAUUGAACUAUUUUAGGCUUUGAUUAGCAAAAUUUUACUCUAAUGAGAAUCUGUCAGUUACCACAUGGGGUUUGUACAUACUGGCAUGUACAAUAACUGCGGAUUUUCAACAAGGUUUAAACAAAAUCCUUCCAAGCUUAGAUAUUUGAGAGCGUCCCUUUAACGACUAGCCCAGUCACAUGGUGUUCUCCAACUGUUGGUAGGUGUUAUGUUGAGAUUACAUUUGUGUGAUACUUUUUUCAUCUUGAAUUUUACCGUACAUCUUGGCUGACUUGCUUAAGUGUAACGCUCUCUGGUAAUGCUGCACGGCCUUUGUUUCUCAUUAGGAACCAUCUAAAUUAAAUUGGCGUUACCCAGUUUAAAAUGGAAGAUGUUUUUAGUACAAAGAGUGCAGGAAUGUUUGCCUAUAGAAAGUCCACAUGGUUUUUAACACACAAAUUUUCUAUGCAACGACCUGAAUUAAAAAAGCAAUUUCAUCGGGGCAGAUAAAUUCUAGACACUGGGGAAUACGCGCCACUCUUAGCUUACUUUUCUGUUGCAUAUCAUCUUAUAAGCCUAAGCAGUGAACCCCCUUUAAUGCCUGAAACUAGUUUCUCUUGGUCUCGCUUGAUUGGUCAAUCACUAAUUUAGCUGACCAAUGAAAGUAUUAGAAUUUGGUAAUAACAUACACAUAGUGGGAUAAACAUUCAUUCCCAUUUAAAUCUUAUACAAACACUAGGGCAUGGCAAUGGACCAUUUGGUAAAGGGUUAAUGGAGAGCAGAUUGUUUAGCUAUGUUUCUGUGACAGUUCACUGGUAAGGGGAGGGUGGGCAUCACAUUGCUUGUCCACAAAAUGCUUGUAAUGUAGCAAUCCGGUAAUACCUGUACAACAGUUACAUCCAGCCAUCUUCUCAGAUGAACAGUCACAAAAACAAUUUAAUUUGAUAUUUUGAAACAUCAUUUACUUGAGAUUCAUGGCAGUCAUUGCUUGUUAGUUUUUGAAAAGGUUAAUGGAAAACUGUUGACGCAUGUUACAUUUUAUUUGGCUGUGAAUUCUCCUCGUUUUUUGUAUGUUGUAUAGUUUUACAUUAAGUCACAAAAUCUACUGAUCUGAGGGUGGCAAACCCCGUAAACCUUCAUGUCAGUCAGUUAGUUUUAAAGAAAAUGUUCGUAUAAAUAUCUGUUGAAAUAUUAGAAAUGUUAAAAAUACUGUUAAUCAUAUUUAUUUUUUUCUAAAAUAACCUUUAACAUAUUAAAAAAUAAAACUGUUAACACAUUAUUAAUUUAUAUUUUGUGAAUUGUCUGUGCUUUUUCUUUAUUUUAGUUAUUUUACUGUAAACUAACACUUGGUUAACUACUCACUAUGUUAACUUGUAGAAUAUCUGUAGAAUGUAUAUGUUAAUGCAGUACAUGGUCUUGAGGUGUCUGAUGGUCAUAUAACCUCGUCUUAUCGCCUACUCUUUUAUAAUCAUGUGAAAAUCUUAAUGUCUGGUAACCCUGCGUAACUUUGGUAUCAUUGGAAUGGAAAUUGCUUAGCGAAUCAUAAUAUGUACAAUAAAUGACUGAGAUUACCUAUUUUUAAAUUUUUUAAGUCUAAAAAAGUGCUCUAUUAAGAUUUUGUGUGUAUUUUCUACAUAUUCUUCUUCUGUCUCUUGUUGAAUAAUUGACAGAACUGUACGUCAGAUACAAUAAUAUACACCUACUCUACAAAGAGACACCCAAGCUGAGAGUGGUCUAGUGGUAUAGGUGUCCCCCUAUCACCCAAAAGGUCGUGGGUUGAUCCCCCCAGGGAUACAUUCUCAUGGCCUCUCAACAUGGACACAGUACUGGUUUCUGCCCAGGAAACAGAGUCGAGAGGAUUCUAUAAGCUUACAGCCAUUGUCGUAAUCGAGCUUAAAAAAUUGUGCUGUUAUAUCCUUAAGAGACCCUUGUUGGUAUUUUAACAUUGUAGUGGAUUGUGGAUAUUUAUUUAUGAUUUCUGGAAGAUGGAUGCAUUUUAAGGUUAUAUCUGUUUGUUUUAAUAGUUUUAUUUAUAUACUGUAUAUAUUUGUUAUCCAGCGAUGGUUCUUUAACAUGUUCUUUGCUUAUCCUAGUUACUGUUUAUCUUUUCUGAUUUCAGAAAAUCAUGUUUGUAAGGGAAAAAUAGCUGUUUUGUUGAGUUUAAGAUUUCUUAUAAAUUUACUAUGUUAAUUUUUAAUAAAAUUUUAUUGAUAUGCCUACUGUUAUACAGGGGAUGAUUAUUUUGUAUAUUUUUUAACAAUUACCAAAUUUUACGUACAUAAUACGCUAGGAUGGAUUAUACGCAGGAGAACAAUACUGAGAAAAUCUGGGUGAAAAGUCUUGAUACAAUGUGUAGGACAUGGGUUAAAAACGAAAUUGAAACAAUUGAUUCCAUGUCCAUUUAUACGAUGAUCUCUAGAAUACAGGCAAUAGUUUUAAUCCUAUUCUCGAAAAAAUAACUGCGUGCUAUCUAUGGUGAAAUUUGGUAUAAACAUGUUUUUAGUAUGGCCUCUGAGUAUCUAGUGCAAUGGUUGUAUAAUUUUUUCCAAAACCUUGUGUUUGAAUUCUUCUUAUGGAUUUUUAUUGCAGAAUCGGUUUAAAUCCAACAUUAAUUGUAUACGUUUUCACAAAUCUCCAGGUGUUUCAUAAGUUUAUGUGAAAGUCCAGGGUAUUGCUUUCUUUUAGUAUUGUACCUUUUGCCAAAUUAUCACAUAUUAUUGAAGUGUUCGCUUUUUUGAUAAGCAUCUUCAUGUUUUCUUUCUAUUUCCAGUUUAUGACAGCAGUUCUAACCAUUAUUUUUAUCACAAAGCAUUACACAUCAGUUCCUUUUCACCUUCCUGUUUUUUAUUCAUUGUUUGUUUGCAUUUCAACGUACUUGAAAUGGGCCUUUCAAAAUUAUGAAAUCAUAUAAUUCCUGGUUCAUCAUAGAAAUCCUGGUUCCCCGGGAAAUCAGUCCUUGUUCCCCAUAUAAUUCCUGGUUCAUCAUAGAAAUCCUGGUUCCCCGGGAAAUCAGUCCUUGUUCCCCAUAUAAUUCCUGGUUCAUCAUAGAAAUCUUGGUUCCCCGGGAAAUCAGUCCUUGUUCCCCAUAUAAUUCCUCGUUCAUCAUAGAAAUCCUGGUUCCCCGGGAAAUCAGUCCUUGUUCCCCAUAUAAUUCCUCGUUCAUCAUAGAAAUCCUGGUUCCCCGGGAAAUCAGUCCUUGUUCCCCAUAUAAUUCCUGGUUCAUCAUAGAAAUCUUGGUUCCCCGGGAAAUCAGUCCUUGUUCCCCAUAUAAUUCCUGUUUCAUAGUAAUAUUGGAAGGUGUAUUUGAAGUAUGUGAUAACGACAAAGAUCUGAUUUGUUCAUAUUCAUGAACCGUCCGUCAUGUUUUGGCUCUAGUGUUUCCGCGACUCUGGUCAUUGUGCAACUUAUGUGUACACUUCUUAUGUAGUGAUGCUCAUACACUUGUUACCUUUACUCCUGUCAAUAUUUGAAUUUUGAUACACGACAUAACCAGUUUCACUUACAGGUAAAAAAACUAGACUUCUUUUUUUCUCUUGCCAAAUAAUGAAUGUUAAAUAAGUGAUUUUCGUUAAGGUUUUUAAUUUGUGCAGGUGACAACCAUGUUUUUAUGCUUAAAGGGGUCAUUUGAAAGCAAUUAUAGCUGUUGAUAAAUAAUAAUAGAAAUCAUGUUUAGCUGAAAUGUAUUAUUGCACUAUGUUAAAUGCAUUGUUCUGUUGCUUGAGAUGUUUUUCUACCAAAAUUUUAUUCAAAUGAGUACAAAGAGUUUACAAUCACAUGUCUCCUGUAGAAUACCAGUGAUUUUCGACACUUGUGAUGCUAACAUUGUGGGUGUAUACACUUGUGAUGCUAACAUUGUUGGUGUAUACACUUGUGAUGCUAACAUUAUUGGUGUAUACACUUGUGAUGCUAACAUUGUUGGUGUAUACACUUGUGAUGCUAACAUUGUGGGUGUAUACACUUGUAAUGCUAACAUUGUUGGUGUAUACACUUGUGAUGCUAACAUUGUUGGUGUAUACACUUGUGAUGCUAACAUUGUUGGUGUAUACACUUGUAAUGCUAACAUUGUUGGUGUAUACACUUGUGAUGCUAACAUUGUUGGUGUAUACACUUGUGAUGCUAACAUUGUGGGUGUAUACACUUGUAAUGCUAACAUUGUUGGUGUAUACACUUGUGAUGCUAACAUUGUUGGUGUAUACACUUGUGAUGCUAACAUUGUGGGUGUAUACACUUGUGAUGCUAACAUUGUUGGUGUAUACACUUGUGAUGCUAACAUUGUGGGUGUAUACACUUAACAUGCCUCCAGUGCCCUGCACAAAUAAUAUGAUCUGGCAUGGCAUGUUUCCAUUAAUUUACUGUCUAAAAGAAAUUGGACAACUAAGAUAGGGUCCUUUUGUGGCUUUACCGACUUUCAUGCAAAAUAAAACUCCAUAAACAUUUCAGAAGUAUUUCCAUAACAGAAACUUGAUGUUUAUCAUCCUAGGAUCACACGAUGUUUUCAUUGAAAUAAAUAUAUUUAUAUUAUUAGUAAAGCCAAUUUUCAGGUGAACACUGACAGUUUGCAAUAUGUUUGUUAUUACAUUAUUUGUGUUAAUAUUGUAUAUUGUUUAGCUUUCUGUUCUUUCAUAGUUGGUCAAUUAUAUUUUUGUUGAGUGCUUCUAAAUCGGCAUAAAGCUGAAACAAUUCUUGCAUCUGUAAGGUCAAGAAGGGUUAUUUGCUUAAAACGCUUAAUUUCUCUGAUGUACGUACAUUCACUAUUAUUAUUAAGUAAAAUUGUAUCUGCAGUAAAACAUUUGUGAAGUAAAACUUUUGUUGUUACA
Mya arenaria is the source of this 9974-nucleotide messenger RNA. Its product is annotated as histone deacetylase 4-like. Gene Ontology annotation, molecular function: histone deacetylase activity. Gene Ontology annotation, biological process: negative regulation of transcription by RNA polymerase II; chromatin organization. Bases 637 to 3750 code for a protein of 1037 amino acids. The record is from RefSeq and is a predicted model, not a curated record. The transcript is spliced from 27 exons. Gene Ontology annotation, cellular component: histone deacetylase complex. Lineage: Eukaryota; Metazoa; Mollusca; Bivalvia; Myida; Myidae.